AUGACAUUGAACAAUACAUUUAAUCUUGUAUGUACCAAAAAAGAUGAAGAUUUUGUAUUAAUAUUUCGAUUUGUCAUUGGUGGGUGGUUAUCAAUUAUCACCUGCAUAUUAGGAUUAUUAGGUAAUACAUUUUCAAUAAUUGUAUUAGCCAAUAAACGUAUGAGAACAUUAUCAACAAAUGUAUAUUUAAUUGCAUUGGCCGUUGCAAAUCUUCUUUGGCUCAUAUUAUUUUUUAUAUUUUAUGCAAUUCGUUUCACUAUUAUAAUUCCACAUUUUAUUUCUAAAACUCAAAACAAUUUAUACAAUAAUUAUGAUGAAAUAUUUUAUCAAUUAUCACCAUACAUUAUUCCUCUAAUGAAUACUCUUGAAUUAUGCAUAACUUGUUACACAGUAGCUGUUUCUGCUGAUCGUUAUUUACAUGUUUUCAUGGGUUUAAAUGCUGCUCAUUACUGUACUGUACGAAAUUCUUUACGUAUUAUACUAUUAUUAACAAUAUUUUCAAUUAUUUUUAUAAUACCGUAUUGGUUUAAAUUUCGUGUUGUUAAACAAAUUGAUAUUCAAAAUCGAACUCAUCAUGAAGUAUUGAAUAAAUUUAUUGUGGUAUAUAUUAUACCAUUUGUUAUAUUAAUAUUUAUGAGUAUUCUAACAGCACGUGGACUUACACAAUAUUAUGAUGAACAUCGUCGUUUAUUGUCAACAUCUAUUCGACAAAUGGCAAUGUUGAAGAUGAAUUUAGUUUACUAUCGACGGCACUAUCAUGUGACAAUCAUGCUUAUAGCAGUUGUACUUUUAUUUCUCGUAUGUCGUAUUCCAAUUUUUAUUAAUCAAAUCUAUGAAGUUCAAUAUUCCGUACGAGAGAAGUAUAUAUCACCAUCUACUCUUGAUUUUCAAUGUCAAAUACAACCUAUCUUCUAUACAUUUGCCAGCUUUAUGCAAACACUUAAUUCUAUUGGUAAUUUAGUCAUUUAUCUACUUUGUUGUCAAAAUUGUCGUGAAACAUCAAAAUAUUUACUUAAAACAUUAUUAACUUAUACAUAUUGUGAGGUUCUCUUUUGA
This is a messenger RNA of Rotaria socialis, 1056 nucleotides long. Lineage: Eukaryota; Metazoa; Rotifera; Eurotatoria; Philodinida; Philodinidae. The record is from the annotation of a GenBank genome assembly.